Molecule: messenger RNA, 4370 nt
Organism: Drosophila busckii
Lineage: Eukaryota; Metazoa; Arthropoda; Insecta; Diptera; Drosophilidae
Gene: wnd
Product: mitogen-activated protein kinase kinase kinase 13
Exons: 7
Coding region: 530-3373 (947 amino acids)
Biological process (GO): protein autophosphorylation
Molecular function (GO): ATP binding; JUN kinase kinase kinase activity
Source: RefSeq, a predicted model, not a curated record
ACUGAGGCUGUCGCGCAGUUUUUGUUUUUGCACAGUUACAAAGGCAAACGUGUACUCCUCCAACACACAUCAAACGAAAGUGUUACGCAGACGCUUCUUGUAAUUACCGCAGUCGCAGCCGCCGCAGCCGCAGCAGCAACAACAACACCUUAGCCACUUACCUUGACGUCAUUUUUUUUUCUGACGACAAAACGCCAAAACCAUAUUCAUUGUUGUUAUUGUUGUUGUUGGUGUUGCUGGUGUCGCUUGUUUUGGUGGCUGCCUGUGCUUGGCACGAAGCGAGCGGAACGUUUUUAAUCAAGUUUUGUUGUUGUUGCUUUGUAGUCGGUGGGUUUUUUUUUUAUUUAUACACAUAUAGUGCGUAAAAAACGUCUGGGGCAAGAGAGUGAGUGUAAAAAUUUGCAUUUAAUGCAGUGUGAACGCGUCGCUGCGCGUCUUUGCAUGAAUGAACGACAACAGCAACAACUAAUUACAAAAACAAACAACAAUUAACCGUGAAAAUUAGCAAAGAAGCGCGCAAAAUUUCACAAUGGUCUAUUACAUACCGAUAUUCGGACGUACUGAGCCGCCGGAUAAAACCAUAACGAAGGAGAAAAGCAUGGCCUGUCUGCAGGAUGAGUUUGGACAUCUAGGACUGGCCGCCACAGAUCUGCCCUUCAAGUCAGCGGACAUUGAUGCGACGGGGCCGCAGCUGCACACAAACUAUGGCGAGAUUACGGACAGCAGCGCGGAGAACACUUGCCAACAGCGCUGGCCACCACAUGCGGGUGGUGGUGGUGGCGGCUUGGCUGGCGCCUUUGGCAGUCCGGACAAGCCCAUUAACUGGAUGUACGGCUUGCUGGGCUGCAUGAAGCCCGUGCUGUCGUUCAUUGGCAAGGCGGGCGUCAUUGAGGUGAAGAGUCAGCGCAGCGAGCACUGGGAGAUACCAUUCGAGGCCAUAACGGAUCUGGAGUGGCUGGGCAGUGGAGCUCAGGGCGCUGUCUUCAGUGGCAGGCUCAAGAGCGAAACUGUGGCUGUGAAGAAAGUGAAAGAGCUCAAGGAGACGGACAUUAAACAUCUGCGCAAGCUCGAUCAUGAGAACAUAAUUAAAUUCAAGGGAGUUUGCACGCAAUCGCCGGUGUUUUGUAUUAUUAUGGAGUUUUGUCCGUAUGGCCCGCUGCAGAAUAUUUUAAAGGAAGAGCAGGUUAUGUUGCCGUCCCGUUUGGUCUCCUGGUCCAAACAAAUAGCGCUAGGCAUGCAGUAUUUGCAUUCACACAAGAUCAUACAUAGAGAUCUGAAAAGUCCCAACAUACUGAUAAGUACAAACGAAGUGGUGAAAAUCAGCGACUUUGGCACCAGUCGCGAGUGGAAUGAGAUUAGCACCAAGAUGAGCUUCGCCGGCACCGUUGCCUGGAUGGCACCCGAGGUUAUACGCAACGAGCCCUGCUCGGAGAAGGUGGACAUCUGGUCGUAUGGCGUAGUGCUCUGGGAAAUGCUCACCUGCGAGAUACCCUACAAGGAUGUGGACUCCUCGGCCAUCAUCUGGGGCGUGGGCAACAAUUCGCUGAAGCUGCUGGUGCCCAGCACCUGCCCCGAGGGCUUCAAGCUGCUGGUGAAGCUCUGCUGGAAGAGCAAGCCACGCAAUCGUCCCUCGUUCCGCCAAAUACUCAGUCAUCUGGACAUUGCCGGGCCGGAGCUGCUGCGCAAAACGGAAAAGCAAUAUUUCGAGACUCAAAAGUCUUGGAAGGAGGAGGUGCGCUGCCAUCUCAAGGAGAUAACGCAGAACGGCACGAGCAUACACAAAUACGAGCAGGAUCUGAUUAAGCGACGCACCGCGGAGUGGCGGCAUGCGCAGGACAUACGCAUGGUCUACGAGGAUAAGUUGCAAAAGACAAAUCAGCUGUUCUUCGAGCUCAGCGAGUGCAUGACGCAGCUGCAGGAAAAGGAAAAGGAAAUUGCCGAGCGCGAACGCAAGCUGCCUGGUGGUGGCUACAAGCAAACCCGACGCUUUGGCAAUACGCUCAGGAAAAUGCAGCACUAUCGACGUCGACUGAAUGCGCCGCCAGCAAUACAAUCGUCCACACCCGAUCCCGAAACUACGCCAGAGAGUCCUGUCAAGUGCAUGCUGUACGCUCAGCUGGAUGGUAACUGUCAGCCCAAAUCUUAUUGCGCCGUGGGCAGUGGCGUGCUCGUUGGCGGCGUUUUGUCCAGCAAAAACAAAAAGACUUGGCGUCAUCGACGCAACGGCUCCGGCUCCUUUGCUGCUCCGCCCAAAUACAGUCCAACGCGCGAUCGUCGCUACCAAAGCGAGCCGGAGAAUCGCAAGGUGCAGCUGGUGGAGCGGCAGACGCAAACGGAUGCCAUGGAUGUCAGCGAAACGGACGUCAGUCCGCUUGCCGAGCAUCCAGAGGAAGUGCAGACGCAGCCGCUGCCGCCCACGCAUCGCCAACUGCCGCUGCAGCUGCAGCGCGUGCAGCAAUUGGCUCAGGCGCAGGCGCAGCAGCAGUCCAACACUUAUCCGAGCAGCAGCAGCGCGCCAGUCAAUGUCAACGUCAACGUCAACGCCUCCAAUGGCAAUUCGCUGAGCACCAGCGAGCUGACCUAUCAGGAUGCCUGCUCCAGUCCGGAUCAGCUGAUUGACGAUGUGAUGAACAGCAACGAGCGUCUGGACAUCACCGACUGCUGCAGCGACAAUGAGAAUCUGGAGCGUCUGGGCCGCAAAGUCACCGAGUUUAUCAACGAGAACCGCCUGUCCAUACAAUCGAAUGCCACAGAGAACGGCAACAGUGGCGCCAUAUCCGCCACGGAGCUGCGCGAGGCGAUUGCCAACAGCAGUCCCGCUCCCAGUCGCUGCAGCAGCACGCACAGCCGCAGAGCAACCAUCAGUGUAACCGUGAGCAAUGCCAAUGGCGAGUGCACGCAGGAGCAGCUCAACGAGGACAGCUGGUCGGAUGAGGAGGGCGAGGACACCGACUAUAACUACGCGCUGCGUAGAAGAAGCAUUGGACGCCUGCCAAUUGGGCGUGGCAUGCGUGCGCGACGCAGCUACAAAGCGCCGCUGUCUCAGAAAAUUGCCAUACACAAGCGCAGCGUAGUCAUUGUCUCGGACGAGGAGAACACCUCGGAGUACAGUCACUCGCCAUCGAGUCAACACUCGACGCUGGACAGCAAUACGGAUGUGCCGGCCGUGCUGCACCAGCAUCAGCACCAGCAGAAGGCAAGCCACAGCUCCAGCGAGGCAGACUCCAGCGACUCCAGCGAGGAGGACGAGCAGCCAGCUUCAGCACAGACAACGACAGCUUCAACGGGUUUGCCGCCCAUGCGCGCCAUACGCAACAGCGACAUUAUAUCCAUACCCACAUUCGAGGCUGAUGGCGCCGUUAACAUGGUCUAAGCUAUAUACCUAGUAAGAUUUUCCUACAACAAUUAAUCGACUACCAACUAAUGCCCUAUAUACUCAAUAAGCUCCACAACUGUAUGGUAUUAUCUAUGUCGUCGUAUAUAUACUAUAUAUAUAUAUAUCAUCUAUGUUAUGUUUACGUUUAUGUCCGCAGUCUAUAUGUGCAUUGUCUGUCUAGUUUUAUAUAUACACCCUACUCUAUAUGCCGUCUGCAGCGUUGAGCGCUCAAACUCCAUGUUCACAUUACGGGUUAGGGGCAAUCUUAAUUCAUUUCCAAUUCCAAUUCAUUUUAUAUGCACCUCCUUUGCUGCAAUCGUUGGAUCAUAUUGUUUACUUUCUAUAAGCUGCCUUUGUAAUAUAUACAUAGAUACAUACACACUAUAUAUUAUAUUUAAUGAACGCCGUAAAUCUAGUUUAGUAUUUAAGUAGUUUUUCAAUCUUAAGAGCUUACAACUGCAACACGCUCCCAACAAAAGCAAAAGCAAAUAGUUAAGAAUCAGCCUCAGGCAACUAAUAGGAAAAAUGCAUAAUAAAAUAUAUAUAUAUGCAAAAUAGUCAGGGAUAUUUUUUAUAUAACGAAAUUUGCCAAGUUUGUAAGUAUGAAACAGAGAGUACUUUUUUUUGUUUGUUUUUAAGCAGCGCAUCAUUUAAUUUUGUAGCUCGCUUUUGCAUAUAAAUGUACUCACAAUAUUUCGACUUGCACAAAAUUCAAAGCUUCAGUGCCUUAAAGCAAAAAGAAAUAUUUAGAAUCGACAAAAAAGAAAAACAAAGAAUUGAAUAUAUGUAUAUGUAGAUAACUGUAAUACUGCUAAACGCGGCUAUGACGUGGAAAAUGUGCGCUUUUCUCACAAAACACUCAAACUAAGUCUAUUUGGUCCGGUCUACGCUGCUCGAAGGCGCACAGCACGCUGCAAAAGAGAAAAUUCUACAAAUUUAAAAUAUUUCUAUAUAUACACAAUAUAUACAACAAUAUAUAUUUACACACACUAGU